Parascedosporium putredinis is the source of this 480-nucleotide messenger RNA. The record is from the annotation of a GenBank genome assembly. NCBI's taxonomy places the organism in Eukaryota, Fungi, Ascomycota, Sordariomycetes, Microascales, Microascaceae.
AUGAAGGCCUUCGCUUACCUCGUUGCCCUCGUCGCCUCGUCGGCCGUUGGCGUUCUCGCCUCCGACAGCGCGGAAGGUGUCAAGAUUGACGUGACCAAGAAGGUUGAGUGCGAGCGCAAGACCCAAAAGGGCGACAAGAUCCAGGUUCACUACCGCGGCACUCUUGCCUCUAACGGCGAAAAGUUUGAUGCCAGCUACGAUCGCGGCAGCCCCUUUGCCUUCUCCCUCGGCGGCGGCCAGGUCAUCAAGGGCUGGGAUGUUGGUCUCUUGGACAUGUGCAUUGGCGAGAAGCGCACCUUGACCAUUGCCCCCGAGUUUGGCUACGGCGACCGAGGCAUCGGCCCCAUCCCUGCUAAGUCUACUCUCAUUUUCGAGACCGAACUUAUGGGCAUCGACGGCGUUCCCAAGCCCGAGCCCGUCCCUGAGCAGGACGCGUCCGAGGAAAAGACUGGCGAGGAGAAGCCCAAGGAUGAACUCUGA